Molecule: messenger RNA, 3040 nt
Organism: Condylura cristata (star-nosed mole)
Lineage: Eukaryota; Metazoa; Chordata; Mammalia; Eulipotyphla; Talpidae
Gene: DNAJC3
Product: DnaJ (Hsp40) homolog, subfamily C, member 3
Exons: 12
Biological process (GO): protein folding in endoplasmic reticulum
Cellular component (GO): endoplasmic reticulum
Molecular function (GO): misfolded protein binding; protein-folding chaperone binding
Source: RefSeq, a predicted model, not a curated record
AUUUCCCACGGGGGCUUUCUGUGCAUUCGCACGCAAGAGGAGAGUCCUUCCAAUGCAGAAGUUGGCAGCUGCGAGGGACCUCGAAGAGGCUAUCUAAGGCAUCCGGCUUUUGAGCUACCUGGAAAAAAAGGUGCUGAAUGUGGAGUAAAUGCAGAUGUUGAGAAACAUCUUGAGUUGGGCAAGAAAUUACUUGCAGCUGGACAGCUCGCUGAUGCUUUAUCUCAGUUUCAUGCUGCUGUAGACGGUGACCCUGAUAACUAUCUUGCUUAUUAUCGGAGAGCUACUGUCUUUUUAGCUAUGGGCAAAUCUAAAGCAGCACUUCCUGAUUUAACGAAAGUGAUUGAAUUGAAGAUGGAUUUUACUGCAGCAAGAUUACAGAGAGGUCACCUGUUGCUCAAACAAGGAAAACUUGAUGAAGCAGAAGAUGAUUUUAAAAAAGUGCUGAAAUCUAAUCCAAGUGAAAAUGAAGAAAAGGAAGCCCAGAUCCAACUCACCAAAUCUGAUGAAAUGCAGCGUUUGCGUUCACAGGCACUUGAUGCUUUUGAAAACUCUGACUACACCGCUGCUAUAACCUUCCUUGAUAAGAUUUUAGAGGUUUGUGUUUGGGAUGCAGAACUGCGGGAACUUCGAGCUGAAUGUUUUAUAAAAGAAGGAGAACCUAGGAAAGCAAUAAGUGACUUAAAAGCUGCAUCAAAAUUGAAGAAUGAUAAUACUGAGGCUUUUUAUAAAAUCAGCAUACUGUACUAUCAACUAGGAGAUCAUGAGCUGUCCCUCAGUGAGGUUCGUGAAUGUCUUAAACUUGACCAGGAUCACAAAAGGUGUUUUGCACAUUAUAAACAAGUGAAGAAACUCAAUAAGCUGAUUGAGUCAGCUGAAGAGCUCAUCAGAGACGGCAGAUACACAGAUGCAGCCAGUAAAUAUGAAUCUGUCAUGAAAACAGAACCAAGUGUUUCUGAAUAUACAGUCCGUUCAAAAGAAAGGAUUUGCCAUUGCUUCUCGAAGGACGAGCGGCCCGUGGAAGCUAUCCGAGUGUGUUCCGAGGUCCUCCAGCUGGAGCCUGACAAUGUGAAUGCUCUGAAAGAUCGAGCAGAGGCCUACUUGAUAGAAGAGAUGUACGAUGAAGCUAUUCAGGAUUAUGAAACCGCUCAGGAACACAAUGAAAAUGACCAGCAGAUUCGGGAAGGUCUAGAAAAGGCACAAAGACUGCUGAAACAGUCACAGAAACGGGAUUACUAUAAGAUCUUGGGAGUAAAAAGAAAUGCCAAAAAGCAAGAAAUCAUUAAAGCAUAUCGAAAAUUAGCACUGCAAUGGCACCCAGAUAACUUUCAGAAUGAAGAAGAAAAGAAAAAAGCUGAGAAAAAGUUCAUUGACAUAGCAGCUGCUAAAGAAGUCCUCUCUGAUCCAGAAAUGAGAAAGAAGUUUGAUGAUGGAGAAGACCCCCUGGAUGCAGAGAGCCAGCAAGGAGGAGGCGGCAACCCUUUCCACAGAAGCUGGAACUCAUGGCAAGGGUUCAAUCCCUUCAGUUCAGGCGGACCUUUCAGAUUUAAGUUCCACUUCAAUUAAACCAACUGUUCUGCUCUUCUUUAUUUUUUUCUAAAGAUUAAAAACAAAGAAACCUUGUUCCAGGACCCUAACGAAAAAAAAGUCUUCAAAUUUUUCAGUUUGUCCAUGACCAAAGAGUUGUUUUCAUCGGAGAAAUCUGUUCUUAAUCCAUUUUAGACUUGAGGUUGAUGGGCUUGCCAGGGCAGGGAGGUGAGGAGUGGUUCUAGUUCUGACCGAGUGGCCUGUGUCUAGCUCGUGACCGCCAGAGGCUGCAGUCUGAGGCAGGCCCACCUGUGGAAGUGCGCUCACCCCCGUCCGCACUGAAGCGCGCAGCAGCAGUUCUCUCCACACCUCGCGCGUGCUGGUGCCUGCCUGUGUGUAAGGGGAGCCGUGGCCUUCGUGAGGCCGGCACAAUGUUAACAUUUUGGACAGCUUUGCUUAGAUUUUGGUCAGUCCAAAGUCACCUGCAUAAACACCUAUUUCAGAGCCUCCUUUACCGGCGUGUGUCCCAUCUGUCCACCGGCACGAACCUGUGAGGCAGAGAGCUCACCUUUUAAGAAGUCUGCUGCGGAGGGCUGGUGAAAACAGGCCUCUAUUCUGUGUUGUUGUAUUUUUCUGUUCCUUACAAGAGAAUACUGAAAAUCACUGAGAAAACUGGGCCUUUUUGCUUAAUAAGAAACAGCAAUGAAAUAAUAGAUAAGUACUACUAAAAAUGACUGUCGGUGGUAAUACUGCUGAAGUGCAGGUUUGAAUACUUUCCGCCGAAGCUGUGGCUAAGCAGAGCUUCCUGUAACAGGACCAGCUUAGAAAUGUAAUGCUGCUCAGUCAACAAAGAGGACCCGCUUCCCAGUUUCAGUAACUGCAGGGGGCGCUUCCCUCCCCCCGGCCCUGCCCUAGGCCUGCAGUGACUCACGAGGGGGCACCUGUCUGAGGUGGGUGAGGCAGCAUCCCUGCAUCUUCACCAGACCUGUAGGCCUCUGGAAGUUCUUCUGCAGAGAAUAAAAACCAGGUUUACAAAUCUGUCAGCUCUGGCUAGACACCUUUUUAUCUUCUAAGAAAUGAACUAGCCAGUCUUUGUAUACUGAAUAAUUUUUUCCCUAAAAGAAUGAGUGUUACUUUCAUCAAGAACAUGAAAUCUUUAUGGAACUAUUGAUGCUGCAUUUAAAACCUAAGAGAAUUACUUUAGAGAAGAAUUAUUAUACCUUUAUUCUGGAAAGGUUUUUGUUUCUGCCUCAGCAGUUUCAAGCAUUUAAAGUAGUGUGAGUUUAAUAUAUUGUUUUCACGAAAUCAAGAACUUUAAUUUUAGCAAUGGGAGGACUCCAGAUUACUAAUGUCCAUAACAGCCAAGCACAACUCGUUUUCUUCUAGUCAUUCUGAAGCGUAGUUUUUUUAAAACAUAGGAAAAAAAAUUAACUGAGGAAAAAAUUACAUAGUUGAGCAAAACCACAUGCUUUUGCAUCUGUUUCUUACCAAUAAAUUUCACAGAGCAUCUCAAAAA